AUGAAGCUGGCACGGUGCCAGGAAAGUGUUAGGGACAAAUGGAAGGAAGGAGGGUUGAGGAUAGACGAACAGAGGAAUAAAGGUAACCAGAGUUCAUCUGGAUGUCUCUGCAUUCAGGAACAAGGAGACAGGCACACUGACGAGCAUCCCAAAUCCCAGGAGUCUGAGAUCUUGCACGCCAGCACAGACCUCAACAUCCCAACAUCACGGGAGGAGCAGGAGGAGUAUCAGCGGUGGAAGAAGGAGCGUGAACAGAUCGACAGGGAGAGGGUGGCGCGCCAUAAAAACGCUACGGGUCAGUGGAGACGGGCGUGGGACGUGGACAAAACUGAGAACAUGUUUUCAGACAAAUGCCUUCCUGACAGAGACUGGGGGCCUUCAAGCAGAGGAGGUCGAAAUGCAAGAAGAGGGCAACAAAAGGCGGGCGGCGACUCCAGAGGUCAUUGGAAGAGAGGCAAAGACAAGGCAGCUAAAAAUGUGCUUGUGAUGAGCAGUAAAGCAAAAGGCAAGGAUCGUUUGACUGGGAGGGCCAGGAGAUGGCAGUCAGAUGAUGAUGGAGAGAACCGACAGGCUUCUGAUACAACACUAGAAGAGUUUCUUGAGGAACUCGAUGCCCUGACAGAUUCUAACAAAGAAGAUCUUAAAGAUCAGGAGUCUAUAGCAAAGCUGGAUUCUUUGUGUGCACCUGAAGAGGUGAGGGACCUCAAAGAAGUCAUCGUCCCUCAGAAGAAAGCACAGGCCUCGUCGCCUCGAGGGUCGGAGAAGAAAGUACGUUUCUCAGAGGAACUCGUCCAGAAUGCUCCAGCUGAGCAAACUUCUCAAGAGUCUGCUGGUGCAGAAUCCAAAGGCUCUUUGAAAGUUUCCUCACCAAAAAAAAACAAGCGUGAAGUAGAGAGGCCACAGCUUCCUGCUACAAAGCAGGAUGAAUCUCAGGGCAAAGGAGGAAGUCGUCCUGCUCUUCCUGUUGCCCAGCAGCAGGCGUCUGAAACCGAACACAAUGAAAAAGAAAGAAGCCCUCCCACAGUUCCCAGCUCCCCUCCUGCUGAAAAAGCCAGUGCCUCUUUGCAGCCUGUGUCCAAAGGCAGCAGCAACAGUACAAACACAGGGAACUUGUUUUUCUCUUCUUCCACAGAAGAACUGAUUGACUCCAGCCUGUCUGUUCUCAGGAUGGAGUCCAGAGAAACGCACCAAACACUCUCCACCAGCAAUGACAAGGCAAGAGAGCAUGGGAAGAUUGUCUGA
Messenger RNA from Nematolebias whitei (Rio pearlfish), 1242 nucleotides. Its product is annotated as coiled-coil domain-containing protein 9B. The transcript is spliced from 10 exons. The record is from RefSeq and is a predicted model, not a curated record. The coding region runs from base 1 to 1242 and encodes 413 amino acids. NCBI's taxonomy places the organism in Eukaryota, Metazoa, Chordata, Actinopteri, Cyprinodontiformes, Rivulidae.